Molecule: messenger RNA, 2301 nt
Organism: Cydia splendana
Lineage: Eukaryota; Metazoa; Arthropoda; Insecta; Lepidoptera; Tortricidae
Product: zinc finger protein 90-like
Exons: 15
Coding region: 152-2221 (689 amino acids)
Cellular component (GO): nucleus
Molecular function (GO): zinc ion binding
Source: RefSeq, a predicted model, not a curated record
ACGUUUCUGUGGCAACAUUUUACAUAAACGUCAAACUAAAUACUGAAUAUGCACGAAGGAAAAAUGCAAAAAAUACGCGAAAUGAAUAACAAUUCGUAUUUAUGAAUUACAAUUUAUAUUCUUUAUUAUCUUGUUGGGUUAUUAUGUAAAGAUGCGGUCGGUAAAAACAGAAAAUGCUAGCAGCAGCGAACAAUUACUAGCCUGCCGGGUUUGUCUAGCCACUGAAGCUAAGUUGUACAAUAUUCAUGAAAAUGGACUAGAAAAAGAAAUUCUGGAGGUUCUAGGGAUCGAGGUGUCAGUAAUAGAUGGGUAUCCACAGCAUGUGUGUGCAUUCUGCCGGGUACUUUUAGUAAAGUUUAAGCAGUUCCGAGCUUGCAGCCAACGGGCCCAGGAGCUGCUGCGGACACUUAAGAAACAACAUGGGAUUAAUACAAGCACGAUUGCCACCAUCAACUCUCCAUUCCCAAACCUAACUAUCCACACCACCACCCUCAUAGAAUACCAACACCAAGAAGAACCAGAACCCACAGAACCCGUAGUCAAAGACGAAGUAGAAUCCAAGCAUGAAGUGAAAUAUGAAGAUUUAGAUAAUAAUAUAGAUGUGGAUGAUAAUAUAGAUUAUGAUGAUGAGGACUAUAAGGAGGAAGUGGAGGUUAAGAAGAGGAAGAGGAAGAGGAGGGUUGAGAAGGAAGUUACGAGGGAGAAAAAGAAGUUACCUAAAGAAAAGAAGAUAAAGAAAAUGUUCGACUGCGAGGCCGACUUCCCCGCGUUCGAGGCCAAAUACAACAUGGAGAUAGUGGUCCUCACUAUGGAGCAGCAGCUAGAAAACAUGGCCGCCAGGAAAAACUCCUCCAACUAUAUCAACUCGCCAUAUAAAUGCCAGUUGUGCUUUAAAGGGUUUUCCUCUGAAGCUACUUUUAAGAAUCAUAAUUUGAAGCAUCAUGACCCGAGUGUGGGAGCGCAGCAGUGCGAGCUGUGCUUCUCUCGGUUCCGUAUCCCCGCCUUCCUGCGCACGCACGCUGAAACACACCGCCUCAAGUUUGUCUGCAAGGACUGCCGCUUUGUCGCCAGUAACAGGUACCACGCUAUAACGCACUUUCGCGAGCACAGCGGCUUCAAAUACGUUUGCAAAUAUUGUGGAGCCAGUUUCAAGAAACCAUCGACACACGGCACGCACGUGCGUAUCCAGCAUCCCACCGAGAACACAUCGUGCGACGUGUGCGGGGAGACCUUCCAGGGGGACUUCGGGCUGAGAAUGCAUAAGACUAGAGCGCACAAGCAGCCGUCCACGCACGUGCGCAUCCAGCACCCCACUGAGAACACAUCGUGCGACGUGUGCGGGGAGACCUUCCAGGGGGACUUCGGGCUGAGGAUGCACAAGACUAGAGCGCACAAGCAGAACUCCGAGAAUGAAUCCGGCUCCCUGAACUGCAGCACGUGCGGCGUGCAGUUCGCCAGCUCGUACGCGAUGGCGCGGCACACGUUCACGGCACCCGACAACGUGUGCAACCCCAGCAUGAGAGCGUGUACUCUGUGCGGGGAAAACCUGGCGACCGAUGAACUGCUGAGGAGCCAUACUCAGGAGCGGCACAGCAAACCAGAGACUAAAUGCGAUGAGUGCAACAAGACAUUCCUAACCGAGGCGUCUCUGAGCGUCCACUACGAGCGCGUCCACCUCCAAGUGAAGAGUGUGAGACGGAAAGCGUCCCACCACGCCCGGAAACAGUACGGGGGAGUAGUCAUGUGCGAGCUGUGCGGGAAAAGAUGUAAGCUAAGGAUAAUAGCCCUCCAAGUGAAGAGUGUGAGACGGAAGGCCUCGCACCACGCGCGGAAACAGUACGGGGGAGUAGUCAUGUGCGAGCUGUGCGGGAAGAGAUGUAAGAACAGCACCAUCCUGAAAUACCACCAGCGCACACACACAGGGGAGAAGCCUCACAGCUGCCCGCGGUGUCCCAAACGAUUCGUCUCCCCCAUGCUGCUACACUGCCACCUGCGGUCUCACACGGGGGAGAGGCCGUACAAGUGCGCACAGUGCCACAAGUCCUUCACGCAGAAGUCGGCGCUCACCGUACACAGCACGGUUCACACGGGUGAGAAACCAUUCGCCUGCAGUAUCUGCGGCAAGUCGUUCACACAAGCGGCCUCCGUACACACGCACGUCAAGUAUGUCCAUAUGAAGAUGCCCGCGCCACCGCGCCGCCGGAACCUCAAGCGGGAGUAAACUGUCACACUAUGGAGAAACCAUUCGCCUGCAAAAUAUGCGCACACACACGUCUUGUCUGGUACUGGAAUGGUGACAGG